AUGGCGAGCGGAUCCUGCAACGAAGUCCUCUUGACUUCCACGGAGGCAAGGAUCCCCCACCGGAAAGGCCUCCUGCAUAGGAACCACCAGAACAGGAGCACUUACACAGAAUCGGAAACGGAAUCAGGAAACCAGCAUCACAAGGAAACACCUGAAACGACCACCGUACAGCUUAGCAGAUCGACCUCCUCCAAAACGAAAUCAGACAAACUGAAAGAUUGA
Messenger RNA from Pelobates cultripes (western spadefoot toad), 222 nucleotides. NCBI's taxonomy places the organism in Eukaryota, Metazoa, Chordata, Amphibia, Anura, Pelobatidae. The record is from the annotation of a GenBank genome assembly.